CUUCAUCUAAUCUUUUGCAUCUUCUGAGUUUAUCAAGAAGUGUAUAUAGAAUUCAUGAAGGAUGUCAUGGAGGCAGUUUCAGAGUUCUCUGUUGUUGAUCUGUAUCCUUCCAUUGGAGUUCUUGAGGUUCUUACCGGGUUCAGGAAAAAAAUCGACAAGCUUCACCGAGAAGUGGAUAGGAUACUUGAGAACAUUGUGACAGAUCAUAGGGACAAAAUUACAGUGGUGGUGGAGGAGGAGAAGAUAUUGUUGAUAUUCUUUUAAGGCUUCAAAAGCAGAAUGAUCUCCAAUAUCCCUUAUCUGACAGUGUUGUCAAAGCAAUCAUUUUGAUGAUUACAAAGAUUCAGAAUACAAGUUUAUAGCAUUUAGUGGUGGAAGAAGGAUUUGUCAAGGGAUCACAUUUGGGGCUGUUGAUGUUGAAUUCACGCUUGCAUGUUUGCUUUUCCAUUUUGAUUGGAAGGUGGAGCCUAAUGGGAACAAACCUGAAGAACUUGACAUGGCUGAAUCCUUUGGCUUAUCUUUCCAACUCUACCCUCCUUGCAUUUAAUUACAAAAAUGUCUUCUGAGUUCCCAAAAAAUCAAACAUUAAUUUUCAUACACUGCCCUUCCAAGUUUCAAAGGGCAGACCGCUUCAGACAAAGAAAAGGCAAUAACUUUUUCGAACCCCACUUCCCGUUUUCUUCAAAGUUCGAAUCUUUUGCCCUUAUCAUGUCAAUUCAACCAAAAACCGAACCUGGGUCACCCCCCAUUCUCUCAUCAACCAGCAACAAAAGCUGGGAGACGAUGAGCAUUCCUGAACUCAUUCAAAUUCUUCGAAUUAAGUGGCAAAAAGAGUAUUAUGACAGAGUUGAAGAGGUUUUGGUAGCAAGAGAGGAAAAACUUAAAACCAAGGUUGGUCAACUUGAAGAGAAGUUUCAGGUUCAGAGUCUAGCUACGAUUGAUGCUGAGAAGGUACAAGGGCUUUAUGAGGCGUUGUUUAAGGAAGUGAAGGAAAGUGGAUUGGAUAAGGAAACCAUUGAGAACUUGAGGAAGAAGAACAAGGAGUUAGAGUGCGAGAAUCGCAAGUUGUUGGAGUUGAAGAACAAAUGUGAAGUUGAUGGCAAUGCUGUUGAUGAAUUAAGGAAGAAAGUGGCUGAGUUAGAGGCUGAAAAGAAGAAUAAUUUGGAUACCACUACUGAGUUGAAUGAUGAGAAUGGAAAGUUGGUAGAUGAGAAAAUAGAGGAUCAGCCUAUUGCUCGCAAGAAAAAUUUUAGCUUGAAAAGAAAAAGAGCGGAGAUUGAUACUCAGAAGAAUACAAUUGUAGAUCUGAUCAACUUUAAAGUUGCGGGAAAAAAGAUUAGUUUGGGAGAGAUAGAAAAGUUUAUCAAAAAUCAAAAAGAACUUCAUGGGUACAAGAGAAAUAUUGAUCCUUUAUCCAUGUGGAGUGAGCACUUUCCUUUUAUGUUAAUGGCUGAUGAGUAUGGACAAUGUUCUACUGAUGUAAAAUUAGUUCAUGAUGUGGAUGAUGUUGGUAUAGCUCAAUACUUACAGGUUAUUGGAGGUCGAUUGUUAUCUAUUGGUCGAACUCAAGAAUUAAAACAUGCAAGUGAUACUUUUGACAAGAAAAGUAUGGAAAAACUUAUGCAGGAGAAUCUAGAAAAAGAGAAGAAAUUCCGGGUCGCUUUAGAACAGAUAGAAUUAAAAGAUGAAAAAAUGAAAGGUUUGAUGGAGAAGAUGUUACAAUUAGAGGAAAAGGAGAAAAAAUUAGAUGAAGAUAAAGUCGAUUUGCAGACAAAAGUGAUGGAGUUGACGAUGGAGAAGAAGAGUUUGGAGACUGACAAGGAGAAUCAUGGAUUUGAAAUGUUUAUCUUUGGGUUUGAUAGAGCUGUGGAACAGGUGAGGUUUAUUGCGCCAACAUUGGACUUUGCUGUCAUGGAUCCAUGCAAGGUGGUCAUUAAUGGUCAGCUGGUUGAUGAUGAUCAGGAUCAAGAGAGUGAGAGUGAAGAUGUGGCAGUCUCUUGAUGUUUGUUCUAUACUUCUAUGUGAAAGAAUAUAUUUUUUGUUUCUGUUUAAAUAUAUGGUAUUGGAUGAGUUUUGAUUGUAAUAUUUUGGUAGAUUUAUGUUCUGAGUUUAACCAGGUCAAAUAUAACAUGUUUGCUAUUUUGGGAACAGUUUUCAA
This is a messenger RNA of Arachis ipaensis, 2158 nucleotides long. RefSeq lists its product as uncharacterized. Lineage: Eukaryota; Viridiplantae; Streptophyta; Magnoliopsida; Fabales; Fabaceae. The record is from RefSeq and is a predicted model, not a curated record.